CAAUUCUGCGCGGUUUGGGACGGAACCGCCGGGAGGACGCGAAGGCGCAAAACUAGCCGAGUUAUAAAACGUUGGCUAAUCAGAGUUAAGAGUUAAUUACAGUCAACAUGGACUGGAGUCAGAACUGGCUGAACUCUCCAGUGGUUCGAGAUUCAGAAGUGACGCGAGCUGCCCGAAGGAAAAGCUCACACAAGAAGGUGGCGUUUCCUCUUGCGCAGGAUGAGUCUCCUACAGCUGCCUUUACCGAGACCACGACCCCGGCGCGACCGCUGCUGCGUCAGACUCCCGGCUCUCUCCUCAAACACGCGUUCACCCCGAGAAGUGCGCUUAAGAACCCAGACGUGUCGGCCAUCUUGGGUACAGGGGGCAGGUCGGCUCGCUUUGUGCACACGCCGCGGCCCAAAGGCAGCCUCAGCAUGAACCUGGACGACAGUGACUGGACGAACAGUCUGUACCCGAGUCCUCUGUCUGUGCUGGGAGACGGCAGCUUCACAGAAGACAUGAACAUGAGCGCCGUUAUGCUGAAGGAGGAGGAUCCAGGAGAGGCUGCGUCAGUCAGUCUGUUCCCGGAGUUUCUGCAGUCGUAUCUGCGUCACUCCUCCACCGCUGUGUUUGACCUGCUGGACAACUAUGAGGCGAUCUGUCAGGAUAAGGUGAGCACACUACAGAAGCUGGUCCUGCGCUCGUCCUCCAGUCAGCAGAAAUCCUCGAAAACGGCCAGUAUCACCUGGCUCCUGCAGCAGGAAACCGUCACCUGGAGACUCAUCAACUCACUCUACAGGGACAGGAUUCAGACAGCUAUGGAGGACGGUCUGAUGAUGGAUAUAACUUCUCCCAGUGAAAGUGAAAAGUCGAUAAUGGAGCAGUUUUUUCAGAGGGACAGCAUGGUGCGACAGAGCCAGCUGGUCGUGGACUGGCUCGAGAGCAUCGCCAAAGAUGAGAUCGGCGAUUUCUCCGAUAAUAUUGAAUACUACGCUAAAUCUGUGUACUGGGAGAACACUCUGCACACUCUGAAGUUGAGGAGGGAUCAGGCGAGUGCGCCCUUCAGCAGACCCCUGGUGACCGAGCUGGACCCCGACGCCCCCAUCAGACAGAAACGCCCGCUGGCAGACCUGGACCGAGAGGACGACGCCCGUCUGCUCCGAUACAUCUACACACUCGUCCGCGCCGGCAUGACCGAUGAGGCUCAGAGGCUGUGUAAGAGAUGUGGUCAGGCCUGGCGUGCUGCCACCCUGGAAGGUUGGAAACUUUAUCAUGACCCCAACUACAGUGAAGGAGGGGCGGAGCUGCAGCCGGUGGAGGGGAACCCUCAGAGGUGUGUGUGGAAGGUGUGCUGUUGGAGGAUGGCUGAGGAGGAGCAGUUCAACAGGUAUGAGCGAGCCAUCUACGCUGUGCUGAGUGGAAAUCUCCGACAGUUGUUGCCUGUGUGCGAGUCAUGGGAAGAUACGGUAUGGGCAUAUUUUCGUGUGCUGGUCGACUCGUUGCUCGAGCAGGAGCUGCGUUCUUCAGGGCUGAGUCAUGAGGAGCUGGAGGAGCUGCCCAGAGAAUACCUGGAGGCCAGUUGGACGAUGGAAAAAGUUUUUGAGGAGCUCCAAGCAACCGAGUCAAAGAGAGUUCUGGAAGCCACCAAGGAGCACUAUCACAUUAUUCAGAAAUUCGUCAUCCUCGGAGAUUUGGAUGGUCUUCUGGAAGAGUUUGGUGAAUGGUUGGGAAAGACGCCACCAUUACCGGCUCAUCUCCUGCGCUUCAUGACUCACCUGGUGCUGUUCUAUCGCAGUCUGGGGAUGCAGCUGAAGGAGGAAGUGUGUGUGGACGUGCUGAAGGCUUACAUCUCUCUGCUGGUGAAGGAGAAGCAGGUGGAGCUCAUAGCGUUCUACGUCAGUCACCUGCCCAUGGACAUGGGCGUGCCUCAGUACGCCCGCUUCCUGGAGGAAGUGACGGAGACGGAACAACGCAAACGCUGUCUGGAGCUUGCGGGACAAGCUGGUCUGGACGUUGCGGCGGUCACUAAGACUGUGGUGGAGACGGUGAGAGAGCGAGACGGAGAGGAGUUCUCCCACCAUGACCUCACUCCGGCGCUGGACACAGGCACUACAGCGGAGGAUCGUCACAAGAUCGACGUCAUCGAUUGGCUGGUGUUUGACCCCGCCCAGCGUGCUGAGGCCUUGAAGCAGAGCAACGCCAUCAUGAGGAAGUUCCUGGCCUCCAAGAAGCACGAUGCUGCUAAACUGGUCUUCGCCAAAGUCCCAGAAGAUUCCAUGCGGGAAAUUUACCGUCAGUGGGAGGAGCAGGGAAUGAACACGCCGCUGCCUGCUGAGGAAGAGAACGCCAUCCGAGAGCACCUCUGUAUCCGAGCCUACCUGGAAGCUCAUGAAGCCUUUAAUGAGUGGUUCAGACACAUGAACUCGCCCCCUGUGAAGCCCACUCAGCCCACCCAGGCCAAGUUCACGGAGACCGUCGCCUACGAGAUGAAGGAGAAGGAGUACAAGAUGGAGUAUGAGAACUGGCAGGGCCGACUGAACGCUCUGACCGAGGAGGUGAAGGAGAGGAUCUACAACGUGCUGCUGUUUGUGGACGGAGGCUGGAUGGUGGAUGUCAGAGAGGAUGCGGAGGUGGACUCGGAGCGCUCCAUUCAGAUGGCUCUGCUCCGGCGCUUGUGUUUGCCCAUGAUGACGUUCCUGCUGCUGACGGUGCUGCAGAGAACCGAGCGUCACCAGGAGAGCCUUCGCCUUGCCGACAUCAUCGCCUCCGACCAGCACCGACUGUACGAGGUGUUCUCCAAAGACGAGCUGCAGAAGUUUCUUCAGAAGAUGAGGGAGUCGUCUCUGCUGUUAUUGGAUAAAGGGCUCGAUCCUCUCGGCUAUGAGCUCCAGUCCUAGAUAGAAUACUCCUGAUAUUUGGUUGUUUAUUUUAUUUCUAUUUUGUACUUGAAUAAAAGUGUGUGAGCUUCUUGAGAUCAUGAAA
Neoarius graeffei (lesser salmon catfish) is the source of this 2964-nucleotide messenger RNA. It is a transcript of the gene nup107, whose product is annotated as nucleoporin 107. Gene Ontology annotation, biological process: post-transcriptional tethering of RNA polymerase II gene DNA at nuclear periphery; regulation of DNA-templated transcription; mRNA export from nucleus. The coding region runs from base 108 to 2879 and encodes 923 amino acids. The transcript is spliced from 26 exons. NCBI's taxonomy places the organism in Eukaryota, Metazoa, Chordata, Actinopteri, Siluriformes, Ariidae. Gene Ontology annotation, cellular component: nuclear pore; nuclear pore outer ring. Gene Ontology annotation, molecular function: structural constituent of nuclear pore. The record is from RefSeq and is a predicted model, not a curated record.